Messenger RNA from Onychomys torridus (southern grasshopper mouse), 3538 nucleotides. It is a transcript of the gene Ermn, whose product is annotated as ermin. Gene Ontology annotation, biological process: actin filament organization; regulation of cell shape; regulation of cell projection organization. Gene Ontology annotation, cellular component: cell cortex; extracellular exosome; internode region of axon. The coding region runs from base 184 to 1011 and encodes 275 amino acids. Gene Ontology annotation, molecular function: actin filament binding. The record is from RefSeq and is a predicted model, not a curated record. The transcript has 3 exons. NCBI's taxonomy places the organism in Eukaryota, Metazoa, Chordata, Mammalia, Rodentia, Cricetidae.
UCACAUUCAUUGUGAGCCCUGAAAACCUUUAGGACAAAUCUUGUUAUUAGAUGAUGUCAAAGUGAAAGUUUAUGUUUUUAGGACAGGUUUUGGAACGGUAGGACCUGCAGCAUUAGAUCUUAUCAAAGAUCCAUUCUUUUACUUUCUCUAUUGCGUUCCCUAAGUCAGACCUCAGUGAACAUCAUGACAGACGCUCCUGAGACACUGAGCGGGACAGAGUGUAAUGGGGACAGACCACCUGAUAAUGACCAACAGCACAUCAGUCAAACCAGCAAGGAUGCAGCUGACGCAGGGGGGACCCAGACAUAUUACAGUGUUGAACCCAGUCUUGAAGAUUUGCCUGCAAGAGGAAGUCAAGAAGAAAGUGGAAACAGUAAAGGAAGUGUACUACCCAAAGAGCCUGCAGAAAACUCGCAAGAGAACCUCUUUGUGGUUCACAAGGCCAUCAAAGAUCUUUCUCUCCAAGAAGCAAGUGCUGAGGACAUGGCAUUCAGAGAAGGGCAUCCGUGGAAGAAGAUUGCUCUGAGCAGCAGUGACCUGGAGAUUGACGCACAGAAGGAAAGGAUGGUCCACCAACCUCUAGAGCACCGAGAAGAUGACAGCACAACCUACCGGGCAACCGAAAUAGAGUGGUUGGGGUUCCGGAAAUCUAGUCCAGUUGACAUAUUGCAUUCUAAAUGUGAUGAGGAACCAGAAGUUUGGAAUGAAGAAAUUAAUGAGGAAGACGUCGACGACUGCAACGAUGAUGAAGAUGAAGUUCGAGUAAUAGAAUUUAAGAGAAAUCACAGCAACAGUUCUCAGUUAAAAGAGGAAAACUAUGCAAGGGAAGACUCCCCGCUAAGCAGCCCCAGCUCCCAGCCAGGGACCCCUGAUGAGCAGCCCGUGUUGGGAAAGAAGGGAGAUAUCUCCAGGAAUGCUUAUUCCAGAUACAAUACGAUAUCCUAUCGGAAAAUCAGGAAAGGGAACACCAAACAGAGAAUUGAUGAAUUUGAGUCGAUGAUGCACUUAUAAACCUAGAGGGACUAAGAAGCGGCAUGAGAGCUAAAGAAAGGUUAACUCCGUUGUGCAAGCUUAACGUCUUUUCACAGUAAAGCAACGUGGAAAUAACCAUAGACAAAAUUCCUUCUGGUAACCUCAAACCAAAAGGCUUUAGACUAAUUCCUGGGUGUUUGCUAUUUAAAAAGUCAACUAAUAAAGCGUUAAGUGGCAAGCAUUGCCCCAAAGGCAAGUCUGGCAUGAUUUGGCAUUAAAAGUAGUAAUCGUAAGAGAGAGAGUCAAGGGAAAGGAGAACUGUUCAUGUGACUCCCAUAAUUCUUUUGGUGUCUUUCUUUCUUUAGGCCAAUGAGAAGCCUGCGAUUAAACCCCUCCUCCAUUAAACAUGGUUUUUAUAGAUUCUGUCAGUAACUUUUUUUUUUUUUUUUUGCCUUACUGUUUAUCUUCAAAAAAUACCGUGUCUUAAGUGGUUUUCCUUGGCAUCUACUGAGUGAAAAUUCAACAGAUCGCCUUGCUAGGUGUCACCAGUCAGUGAAUUUUCUCACUAAAAUCCUGAGCAAUUGUCAGUCAGAAUUCUGUGUGCUAAGUGCUAGCUUUAUGCUUUCAAAAUGAAUGAAAUCCAUUGUGAAUUUGCUCCAGGGAGGGGCUAGAUGACUGGUGAGCACUAGACUAGAGAAUUGUAUUGGAUAGCUUUAUUUUUGUUACUGAAAACAAAAUCUUGUCUAGCACAACGAAAAUAAUUAAAAAUAAAAAUGGCAAUUUUAGCACCAUUUUAAGAAAAUGCCUUACUCCAUUCCCACACAUUCUUGUAUUAACAGUAUUUCAAAACCAUUUUCUUUGCUUAGAAAUGAGAGACAAUGGCAGUCAUAACUAUACUAGUUACUAUGAAAAUGCAAAUAAUUAUCUUAGACUAUUUUAGAAGUAGGGUGUGAGCAUACAUAUUUUUAGUGAAAAAGCUGAUAGUUGUGGGGAAUAUAUACUUUAUUGGACCAAAGCCCAAAGCAAGAAGCUUAAAAUUGUACUUGUGGAGCUUCACUCCAACCAACAUGUCAAAUAAUGCAUUGAAUAUUUAUGAAAAGAGUAUAUUUAUACUCUUGGAGGGUUUAUUCCACAAAUUUUCAUUUUGUGCUUCUGUAUGUAUUGCUCUGAACUUUCUGUUACCACAGAUAAAAAUAUCAUUUGGAUCCAAAUAAAAGACAAUUCCUUAUUGUCUGAAUGUAAUACAGUCUUCAUUGUGCUACUCAGCCCUUUGUUUGUUUCUUUCCCAUUGGGUGCAAAAGCCUGGGUUAGUCCUACUUAGACGAUUGCUUAUUUAUGUGUAACAAAUCCCACGCAUUCUCAUAGCAGAUUUCUUAAUUCUUCCUGGUCAUAUAAUAUAUUUCCAUAGUAUCACAUACUACUGUGGAGUACUUAAAAGACACAGUUUUGAACUUGAUUGAAAUGCUUCUUUAUUCUUCACCCUGACUACGUAAGAUAUGUUACCCUUAAAAUGUUGAGCCUGCUAAUUUCUUUUGGGACAAAUGCAAGUUUUCCAAAUAAAAUGAGAAAAAUUCAGUCUUUUUUGAUAAAGUUGGGUAGGAGAUUGAUGGACUGGGACAAUCUCCUGUUCUAAUUCAGAUCCUUUGAUCAUUCCACAGAGAAAACCUGUUUGCUGACCUGGAUUCCCGAUGAGCCCUAUCAUUUUCUACUUAGCUUCAAAACACAGUUUUAUGUAGCGGGGCUACAUUGUUAAUCAACCCACAUGAGGGCUUCUUUGUUAGACGUAACUGACAAGUUCCCAUAGAGUUUAAGUGGCAUGAGUAGUCUAUGGCUAAGAAACAUGAUAAAGAUAUUAGCAUAUAUGAUACUCCAUAAACUUGGACUUUUUAGCUGUGUUCUCUCACCACAUAAUUCAAUUUUAAAACAUUCUGCCCACAAAGACUAUUUUAAGGUAUGUUCAACUGGGAAAUCAUUCAUGCUCCUCAUGGACAAGGUAAUGCAGUAGCAGGAGCACAUUUGGUAGCAUUCUUUGGUAUCAUUGCACGUCACCAUAUUCUAUCACGUACAGCAGGGUCAGAGUUAACACCUGGGUAACAUGGUAGUGGUAGGUGGAUAUUUGAGUCUUGGUAAUCUGGAAAUAGCAAUGGUCUUGCUAUUGCAUGCAGUAUAUAUUAAUAUAUUUUAAACUCAUCUGGAUCACUAUCAAUAGAUAACCAUGAAUGAAGGUUUAGCUGAGAUUUUAUGAUUCAAGGUUCAGGGUGGUAACAACUUUGGUACCUGAUACCUGAUGAGGAUUAUGUGAAUGCUGGAAUUUCUUAAAUGAUUUAAUUCUCUUUUGUUGCCAGAUGAAUGGGAAUUAAGACAGCUUUACUUCUUUGUGAACAUUAGAUUUACCUUUCAUUUAAUACUAUAUUUAAAGACAUGGAAUUUGCCAGGUUCUCUGUCUAUCUAUCUCUGUAUCUAUCUCUGUAUCUAUCUAUCUAUCAUCUACCGACCUUCUUGCUGUUAAAUAAAGAACUAACUACGUGGUUUUCUUUGUUUUCAAUAAAAGUUUAUGUUCUCUGUU